Messenger RNA from Caenorhabditis elegans, 5130 nucleotides. It is a transcript of the gene pat-12, whose product is annotated as Protein pat-12. Gene Ontology annotation, cellular component: hemidesmosome; apical plasma membrane; basal plasma membrane. The coding region runs from base 1 to 3093 and encodes 1030 amino acids. Lineage: Eukaryota; Metazoa; Nematoda; Chromadorea; Rhabditida; Rhabditidae. The record is from RefSeq and is marked reviewed. The transcript has 19 exons.
AUGAGUUUUCAGCAACCUCAAGCUUCUCCAAUAUCUCCGGGAGAUUCUGGAUGGCUGAUCAAAAUGCGCAAAAAUCGAUAUUUGGAUCACACCUCAAAGGUGAAUGAGCCUAAGAAGUACAGAUCAAUGGACCAGCUUCCGACUGGAAAAGUUGGUGCACCCGACAACGAGAAGUCGGAAGGUACAGAUCCGCUGCACUGGCAACUGAGGAAAGACUUCCAUUUGGCUAAGUAUUCGGAACGUCGUGCAUCAUACCACGUAGAAUCAUCGUCAUAUAUCCACAGUAGUCAACAGAUCCAACAUCCUCCACAACAACACCAUCCACCACCACCAUCACCACCUCCAGUUGCAGAGACGAUACAGCACCAGCCACAUCCUUCACAGCAACAACCAUCGACAACUACCAUUUCUAGCAGACAAUUGUACAAGUCACAGCUAUUAUAUCCACCUGGAAGUACUGAGAACAUUGCAAGUGAACACAAACCUGCAAUACGUCCACCUGAAAAAUCAGUCUACGAAAACAAUCCAAUAGCACCUUCCGAAUUAAAUGUGCAAGUGAAGCGUGCUCCACCACAAGGUCCGCCACCACCUCCGCCGCCGCAGGCUCCAGCAGACAUUGACUAUCCAGAGCGGUUAAUGAGCCCACCACCAACUCACCAGCCACGAUCAAUUCUCAAAGGGUACUCUUCACAACAGUACUAUUCGCAGACAAAUCUUACGGAAUCACAUCAUCAUCAGUCUAGCCAAGAGACAUCCCUGAACCCUCAACAAAUGCAUCCAAGACCGUCGGAUCGUCGGACACCGACUCACUUUGAAGAUCUUAGUGAAGAUGAAAAAACUCGAAUUAUGCAUGAAAACUUGCAAAGGCAUCGAAAUAUGAGAAGUGGUCCUAAUGGUCCAAGACCAACUACUACCUCCUUUAAUGGUCCAUUUUUCCGAUUGGAGCAGGUUAAUCCAGGGCAGAACCAGCCGCAACAGCCACAGUAUCAACAGCAUCCUCGGAGCCAGUCAGUGGAUCCAUCCGGAGAUAUGAACGGUGGACCAAGACCGAUUCAUCAAAAUUUCUCCGCAUCGGAAAUCGAGCUUCAUCAUUAUUCUCGAAACGCAGAACCAUCAGUCGUUGUGUGGCCCCCAGUUUCCGAGAAAGAACGAGAACGACCUAGUUCAGUGCUUGCUAAGAACUUUAAUGAUCCAGAAAGAAUCGAUGAGUAUCAGAGACAGAAGCGACUAGAGUAUGAAGCAAUUCAACGCACCAACGAGAAACAAGCGGUGAGCAUGGCCAAACAGGUCAAUGCGAUGAUGCAACAACAAAAGCUCUACGAAAGGUCUCAUGGAAUGACGUCACCUGUGCCAAUCAUGGAAUCGAUCUCUCCACAGCCUCAAGUUUCUCAUCACCACCACCAGCCUCAACAGCAUCAACAACAUCAACCGCAACAGCAAUACUAUCCAUCUCCUCCACCUCCACCACAACCGUACAGAGAUCCAGAACCCGUCUUUAAUCCUGUUCAAGUUUACGAGACAAGACCGAUAUCAGCGUUAUCUGACCAAAUCGAUCAGCCACCGUCGCAGCAGGCUCCAACUAGUUGGAAGAGAACGUACAUCGUUGAACGUCCUAGAGAUGUUGCCAAAAAUGAAAUUAUUACUUCUGAUCAACUGUUAGAGAAAGAAGCCUACGAUGUGGAUUUGCUGAAGCGUCGUGAGACAUUUGUAGAAAAACCAGAAGAAGCUCCAAGGAUAAACAGGCUGGGAAGAAGAUGGCAGCCACCGCCAGAGAGACCAUAUGUCUGGCCGACUCUUCGACGAGCUAUGUCAGUGGAGCCCAGCUCCAUGCCCGUUGACUUUGCUCCUGGAGUUCCACAUAAUUAUGAUGACAAUGAAGAGUAUAAAUGGGAACCUGUUGUAAAUGAUCCUGGAUAUAAGAAAGAAGACAAAAACUUUACACCAGUCAACAGUCCACCAGCUUCUCCAAGAAGGGGUCAUGGUGUGGGACCACUUGAUGAACCUGCGAGGCGGCAGGCUAAAUACGUCAUCCAACCAAGUCCAGAUGGCAGUCACAGACCAAAAGCAGUGUUCCGAAAGGAAAGACAUGCGCCAAGCGGUGGCUUCUAUCCUCAUGCACCGAAUGCUAUCAAAGUUGUGAAGAAACGUGCACAAUCAGUACAAGGCCUACUUUCUCCAACUGAUAACGUAGAAGUUAUUCAUCAAAGAAACUAUCACCGCUUGGAUCUCGAGCAAAAUGGGCAUCACGGACAAAAGUUACGUAGAAGCCAGCACGGUGGUAGUGAGAUGGACUUGAGGAGGUCCACGCAAGAGAUGCCGGACUGGGAGAAAAUCUAUGAACUUCCACCGCACAGUUCGCAGAUUGUGCAAAAAGACAUGCCGCGACACGUCGAUGUUCAGAGAAGACUUUCAAAAUUUGAAGGAUCGAUUCAAAACCUUCGUGCCGCCACGAGUACUCAACAUCUUGAUAGCAUGCAACAGUUACACUUCCCGAUGCCAGACUAUGAGCCACCACAGCCACCACAGCAGAGAAGACGUACAGAGUCAUCUGGCUAUCGAGGAGGGCCUCCACCGCCGCCUCCUAUGCCUCAACAACAGCCUAGAGAGAUGUCACGCCGCAACUCGGUCGCUUCCACGCGCAUAGACUCGCCGUCUCUGAUGAUUCCUCACCAUCGACAGUCUCGAUCAGACUCCAGAGGCCCCCCACAAAUGUCUAGAGCUGCUUCAUCAAUUCCGCUAUCUCCACAACCGACUCCUCAGCAUCAUCACCAUCAUCAUUCUCAAAGACCUACAACGCCGGGAGCCACUCGUGCCCGCAACUACAUCGCGAGGGCUACCGCACCAAGUCCAACGCCGUACUCAUACGAUCGUGCAAGAGCUUACGUGCCACCAGCAUUACCACCGGGUUAUCGGCUAGCCGACCCGAUUCCGGAUCAAAGAGCUAUGUCUCCGUCCCCGGGCCAUACUAGAAAACUGAUCCGAAACGUGUCAGAAUCGGCUCAACGACUGCACCCAUCAGGCUCAACACCCCAAACAUCUCGAGCGCCAUCUCGGCAUUCGCAUCGUCAGAGCCCCAAUCCAAGAUUCCUAUAAUAAGCUUAAGCUUAUUAGUACUAGUUUAGCCUCAUCAAUAUUGAAUCCAAUCAUGCUUACCAAGAAAUCUUUCUCUUUUGCUUUUGCUCAUCAAAUUCUGCUUUCACUUAUAUAUUGUAACUUAACUUUCCUUCUCCCUACUGAAUUCUAUCAAUUUAUCAAUCAUUAAAUCAUUAUGCGACAAGGAGGAAUAUAUCAAACAAAGGAUGCCAACAAAGGACCAGUGAACGCGGAGCUAGACGAACUUUCAAAACGCGCCGAAGAGCUUCGAAAACGAGACGGAUGGUCCAAGUAUAAGCUCGUCGAGUCGGAUAUCUACAAGACCGAUCCGGAUCCAAUGCCAGCCAAUAUUAAGGAUCAAGUUCGCGACUUGCUCGAGUCGAGAAACUCCGUGGAGACGACGACAACGCAGAGAGAUCAUGACAAAUCUGGAUAUGUGACGGAUGACAAGCCGCGCAGCAUUAUGAAGAGAAACGAUUUGGUGCGUCGUGAGCAAAUGCUCUAUCCAACAGUUGAUACUCAAGUUGUCAAGUCGGUUGUCAAAAAACCAACUGUCACAGAAACUGUUCAACGAUUCGAAGAAACUCGUCGUACUGAAGAGGUCGAACGCCGCGUGCAACGCCGCGAGAAGAAAGAACGUCGUAGCCGUCAUCACUCCUCGUCCCGUCAUCACUCCGGAUGGGAGGGUCAUACUGGUGGAUAUCAAGAGUAUCGUCAAGGAGCAAUCACAUCCUCCUUGCCACGUCGCCAGAUCAUUCGUGAAGCCGACCGUGCUAUGACUGAAGAGGAGAUGAACAAAGUUGUUCGAGAGGCAUAUGCUGCUGCUGAUGAAGCUCGCAAAGAUAGUCGUCAUCGUAGUAGCUCGUUGAGCCGUGGUGGUCACGGCGGAGGAGGUCAAGAGACUUAUUACCGCCAAGAAACCACCCGUCGUCAGCAACACAACAAUUACGACGACAACUUCAACCGCGGAAUAGCGCAUGCGCGUUACGGUUCGUUGUCGGAUUCGUUGCGUCGUGGCGAGCUUCAGUACGUGCCAAACGGAGAGGUCCGUCAAUCGUUCUAUCGUGACGGAAGCAAUGGUGGACAGCGCAUGCACAAGAGUUAUUCUACCCGCGAUGUCUUCACUGGAGAUGGUUAUGACGAUCGCCGCUCAGUUUCCUCCUUCCGUCGUGGAAGCCAGCAACAGGUCUCCCCAUUCGUUGAAUUUCCACCAACCCUCCCAAGACGCGGAGGUGGCGGUGAUUACCGUCGCGAGGAAGACGCAUACUUCCGCCCGGUCAGCAAAUCCCGCAGCUACGCCGAUUGGGACGACGCUGGUCGUGCUGGCAUGGGUCGUGAGGUACGUCGUUACGACGAUGACAUGAGCCGACUCGAGGCAGAGUUCCGUGAUUCGCUUUUGAUGCCAAUGCCAGCUGGUAAUAUGAAUGAGCGAGAUCAUAGAACCGAACAAUUACCAGGUGGAUAUGAAACAUUCAACAAGGAGAGACAUGCGAAUAGUGGACGACGCUCCGGUCGUGACGGAAAGCCAGUUGAUUUCAACGAAGCAACCCAAGAGUACAACUACAAACGUGAACAAACCCUGAAUGAUGAUAGACGUCGUCGUUAAAAGUACACCACAGCUCUACCACCAUCGCCAUUCUGCCCGGUGUGCCAACUGCGCUCAAUUUUUGCAAAAACCUUCCGCAUUUCUUCUACUGCCCCAAUUCAUUUUUCCUUUCGGUGCUCACUUUUCCCCCCAAUUCGCUUCAUGAUUUGAUGAUUGAUUCCAUAAUACCAAUAUAUAUCCUAAAACUCGAUUCCCUAAAAAAUUUCAGUUUUUUUUUCUAACGUCUUCUCCCCAUGUUGCUUCCAGUGCCACUUUUUCUAUGUAAUAAUCAAACAAAAAUUGUGACUAAUGCUCAGAAACUGCCUAUUUUUUUCAUUGUUUCACUAUGAACAUAUGAACUUUUUUACAAAGCAUAAUUACGCAUUUAUUUUUUUUAUCUGUCGUCUCUGUCUAGUUUUCCCUUUUCAAUAAACAGUUGUAUAUCUUUGAAA